GAUACAAGUUCCAGAUGCAACAACUUGUGUCAGCGUAGAACGUGCAACAGAGUCCCAUGCACCUAACAGUAUAAAGACUUGGAAGCAUUAGUGCUACCCAUCAGCCGCAUUAUUAAUACAUUGAUCUUCAUGAAGACUGGUGAUAAUAAUCAACAGGCCCCCCCAAGAACAUCUGGCGAGAUUAGUGGAAGUUUAUGUAGCGAGGCACUUCAUAUUAAUUCUCUGGAAAGUAGCCAUGAGGUCCGCAGCUAUUUUGACAUGGUGAAAGUGUUAUCAGAAGUAGAGCUUCCUUCUCCAUCACCCGUGCAAGCAACAUCAUGCACAUUAAGAAGAGAAGAUUAUUUCGAUAGGUUCCAUCAGGGCCAGUACUCUAGUGGCACAAAGAACAAGUCUGAUGAUAUUGAAGGAAACAUAAUUGAAAAGGAAAGGGAACUGAGGAGUAAGCAACGUGAUUGUCAACAAUCUGGAAGUGUAAGGGAAGCUGCCAAAUCAAACAUUACGGAGAAGAAGCGCAGGAAUAAAAUAAGUGAAAGAAUAAGAACACUCCAGACACCUGUUCCCAACUGCAACAAGAAACACAAAGCAAGUAUUCUAGGUGAUGCCAUUGAGUAUAUCAAAUUUCUGCAAAUGCAACUCCAGUGGACACACGAUCAUUCCCAUGGGGCCAACCAAGACAUGUUCUAUAUCCUCAACAGCUACAGUUUCCAUCACAGACAUCUCAGUCUGUGUAUUCUGCUACACCUUCUUCAGACACAAUUAUUCCAACAACUUCCUCCCAAGGUGGAUCCUCCGUCCCUGGUCAACCUUUAUAUCAUGUGCCAGUGACAAGUCAGGGGACAAAGUAGGAACAACAUGGAGUGCAAGCAAGUCCACAAAAUGCCAUGUUUCUAGGAACGUGGUUGAUGGUGUUCCAUUACUUACAUAUACUAAAGUUUAGAUUUUGUUGUUGUUAAAUUUACUAAUACUUUAGUUGUGUCAGUAUGCAAAAGAAACAAUGAAUAGCCUCUAUGAUCAUGUUUUUUCUGUCACAAAACCUUCCAUACAUGAUAUGUGCAUGACGAGUUGUUAAGAAAAAAGAACCAGGAUUUGUGAUGAUUGGAGAAUGUUUUGAACAUCUUGUGGUUCACCAUCCCUAGCUUUUAUGGUUCCUACUGUUUUUGAAAGGUAUGUUUUUUUCUUCUUUCCAUUGAAAUGGGUAGCUUUCAAAGUUUAUGCCCUCCAUCGAGACAAACCAUUAUUGUAAGUGUGGUAAUAUGCCUUCUAAAAUUGACAAGUUCUGUUUAGUUCAUGGGCUACUGUUUUUGAAAGGUAUGUUUUUUUCUUCUUUCCAUUGAAAUGGGUAGCUUUCAAAGUUUAUGCCCUCCAUCGAGACAAACCAUUAUUGUAAGUGUGGUAAUAUGCCUUCUAAAAUUGACAAGUUCUGUUUAGUUCAAGGGCUAUAUUCUCUGUCCAACAAUCUAGGUCUAAUAUGGGUAUUUCAAGUCUAAAAAGGGCACCCAUCUAAAAUGGAUGUUUGAGGUCUAAAAAUGGAUUAAAGUCUAAAAUAGGUGUUUGAGGUCUAAAAUAGACUUGUUCUUAAAAUGUAAAUGCUCCAUUCUUGAAAGGCCAAAUUUACCAAAUUGAUAAAACAUUUAUUCUUUUUAGCCUCAAUUGAAUGUCAUUUUCUGUAUUUAAAGAGAUCAAACAAAAAUCAAGAAUUCUUCUUCCCCUUUUGAUCGACAUUUGUAAGGUUUCAAUCAUUCAUCACCAAAUCAUUUUAGCUUAGUGUGAUCUCUUUGAUCAAGAAAGCUAAAAAAAACACUAUAAUAUUUUAGUGGAUUGGUUCUUGGUUUCCUCCGCCCAUGGUUUUUUCCCAAUUUGGGUUUUCCACUACAAGAAAUAUAGCCAUUACCGGCGACACUAAUUGCGCCGACAAAUUGAAAAGUCGCCGCUAAAGGUGUUGUUGUCGCUAUUUGUGUCGCCAGUAAUGCCUACUUACUCGAAUCUGCAUUUUCACGUUCUGUUAAACGCCAACCGUUCGAUCGUUUUUUUAAUCCAAUAGCUAGGAAACUCGUGGAACACACAAAACCAAUACCGGCGACACAAAGUCGCCGCUAAAGGUCGAAAAAAAUGUGCAUUCUUUUCCCUCUUCUCAAGUCGCACUAAAGAUUCGUGUCACCGAUAUUGAUUAAUAUGUCGCUGCUAUUGGAUGUCGCCGCAGAUUACACCCAAUCACUUCCUCUUUCUGCUUCAGUCUGCUCUCAUUUUGUUCCAUUCUCUUGAUCAUUUUCUCUGACGACUCUCCCUAGCUUGAUUCUCCCUCAAUUAACAACCCAUAGUAGAAGAGAUACUGGUGGCCACCAGAAACUUCCCUUCUCCGGCCACCAACGUUGUUGUUGCUGUCGAUUUCCUCCUCCAAGGUUCAUGUUUCAUUCCUCAUCUCUUCAUUUCUUUCUAUUUUAAUGUUGAUUUCCAUAAGUAUUUGUGAUUAAUUGCAAUUUUUUUCUCAAAAAGCUUUUUCCUUUCCAGCCACCGCCACUACCGUCGGCUGUUGUUAACAAUGAAAAAAACAAAUAAAGUAGGAUGCUAUUAUUAGCAAUGAAAAAAUAUAGUAAAUCACUACAAUAGAAAAAAAACAUAAUAUAAUUUUUUUAAAUACAAUGUUACAAUUGAAAAAAAAAAUAAAAACGAAUGUUAUAAAGAACAAAAAUAAUUAAAAAAAGUAUACAAUGUAUUCUGUAUUUGUAAUAGAAAGUGUAUUUGUAUAUCUUAUAAUUUUGUUGGAAAUGGUGUCGAUAUGAAUCUUAAUUUUGUACACCAAGGUUGUUGUUAUGGGUCGUGGACAUAGGGUUGAUGGAGCAGAGUAGGGGUGUAAGUGAGCCAAGCUACUCGUAAGCUACUCGGGAUCGACUCGUUAAAAGCUCAACUCGAGAUUGAAUUAAACGAACUCGAGCCGAGCUCGAGCCUAGAUAUGAGGCUCGUUUACUAAACGAGCUCGAGCCGAGCUUCAUUAAUGGGGCUCGCGAGCC
Messenger RNA from Lactuca sativa (garden lettuce), 3008 nucleotides. RefSeq lists its product as uncharacterized. Lineage: Eukaryota; Viridiplantae; Streptophyta; Magnoliopsida; Asterales; Asteraceae. Gene Ontology annotation, cellular component: nucleus. The record is from RefSeq and is a predicted model, not a curated record. Gene Ontology annotation, molecular function: protein dimerization activity.